This is a messenger RNA of Australozyma saopauloensis, 897 nucleotides long. It is a transcript of the gene SIW14, whose product is annotated as putative tyrosine protein phosphatase. Gene Ontology annotation, molecular function: inositol diphosphate tetrakisphosphate diphosphatase activity; phosphatase activity. The coding region runs from base 1 to 897 and encodes 298 amino acids. Gene Ontology annotation, cellular component: cytoplasm. The record is from RefSeq and is a predicted model, not a curated record. The transcript has a single exon. Gene Ontology annotation, biological process: protein dephosphorylation. Lineage: Eukaryota; Fungi; Ascomycota; Pichiomycetes; Serinales; Metschnikowiaceae.
AUGAUGUCGGAAUAUGUCGACAGCCCGUUUCAAAUGGACGAGGACUUGGUUCCUGACGAGGAGUGUGUCGCUCAGAAAAUACCGUCUCUAUUGGACAAGGGCCAGACGUCUCUGUUGAUCAAUAUCACGCCUGAUGAGGCUCAAUUUGCACAACCGGUUAUAGUUGCAGAUGAGAGAAACAUUGGCGGCACGUCCACAACUUUUCCGGAACCCGAGGGCCCCCUCAAACUUCGUUCAAGAAUAGGUCUUCUAAAGAGUGAAGAAGCCACCGGGACGACCACCGAGGAGGACGAAUUGACAUACGAAGAAGACGUAGACGAUAAGUUCGACAAAGAUGCUGCGGCCAGACUUCACGCCGAGUUCAAAGCAGCACAGGCGGCACAGCAGAAGCAGCCGCUAACACCCCCAGAGAACUUUGCCCCAGUCAUCGAUAAGAUCUAUCGCUCGUCGUUUCCACAGGCGCAAAACUUUCCGUUUUUAAAGAAACUUGGAUUGAAAUCCGUCCUUUGCUUGAUACCAGAGGAGUAUCCACAGAGUCACGAGGAGUUCUUCGAACAAGAAGGGAUCAAGCUCUUCCAGCUCGGGAUGGCAGGAAACAAAGAGCCAUUCGUCAAAAUCAGUCUGUCUCUUAUCACCGAAGCCAUGAAGAUUCUACUCGAUCCCGAGAAUCGUCCGAUUCUCAUCCAUUGUAACCGUGGAAAACAUAGAACAGGCUGUUUGGUCGGAACGUUGCGUAGGCUCCAGGGUUGGUCACUUACAAUCAUUUUCGAUGAGUAUCGUAAAUUCGCUGCUCCCAAAGAGCGGUCUAUGGACCAGCAAUUCAUCGAGCUCUACGACCAGACAGAUAUCCUACGAUACGCACAGACACACAACUACCUCCCACUCCCGUGGGACUAG